This is a messenger RNA of Homo sapiens (human), 3243 nucleotides long. RefSeq names its product LASP1 neighbor (gene LASP1NB). Gene Ontology annotation, cellular component: membrane. Lineage: Eukaryota; Metazoa; Chordata; Mammalia; Primates; Hominidae. The record is from RefSeq and is marked validated. The coding region runs from base 81 to 158 and encodes 25 amino acids. The transcript has 2 exons.
CUCUCCACCGACUGCAACCUCCGUGCUCACAGCUCACGGUUCACCAGAAUCCAGGGGCUUGGUCGGCCUAGGAAUCCACAAUGCUGGAUAUUUUCAUCCUGAUGUUCUUUGCCAUCAUAGGCCUGGUCAUUCUGUCCUACAUUAUCUAUCUGCUCUAGUGGCCUGGAGCUGCGGCCGGAGCCUGCUGGAGAACAGCUCAGAAGGAAGGAUGGAGAUGAAUGGCCGAGUGCCCUGCUUGCUGACGCACCGGUGGAUUUUUGCUUCUGCUGUUAUCUCGGCUCCUGGUCUCUCCAGUCCAACAAGAGGCCUCUCAUCCACAGAAGCAGUCCUACUGCCCAGCAGACCUCUUUCAGAGCCUUCCAGACAUGGCUGACCCCUGGCAAGCAAGGGGCUUUUUGAGCUGAGAGGCACUUGGCUGGGACUUCAGGAAUUCAUGGACAGGGCUGGCAGAUACUGCAUAUGUUUGAGCUGUAGAUGGGAUUGAGAACAGAAAGUUGAAAUGGAGACUUAUUAAAGUUACCGUGGAGAACUGCUCAAAAAUUCAUUUUGAAUUAAGGAAACUUAAAUUCAUUUUAAGUUUCCUUAGAUCUAAAUGCAACUGCACAUUACACUCAAAUAUGUUCCUUCCUUCUCACACACAGGACUCCCUUGUGAAACUCAAGGGGAAGUUCAAGUUGUCCAUCUUCAUCUAUGAAGUAGUCACUUUAUCACUGUCUUUACAGAUUGCACAGUCUGGGGUUUUGUGGUUUCUCUUGUCUCACUCUCCAGCCAGGAAGAACUUGUCAUUUGAGUUUUUAAAAUGUAUCAUUUCUUCCCCACCUCAAACCACUUGUAUCCCAGUUUCUCAUUUAAAGGGAGAAAUGGUUAUAUAGUCCUCUCUUUGCACCUGAUUGAAUUAUAAAUGAUAGAAACAAGAUGGCUAUACUUAUUUAGGAAAAAUCUCUUACCCCAAAAUGAGUGUGUGUGUGUGUGUGUGUGUGCGUGUGUGUGUGUGUGUGUGUUUUAAUCAAAGAUCUUUUCUGGAAAAAACUUUCCACAUAGUUCUCUGACCCAUUAGAGUUGAAGAAACUAUGUAUUUUGGGAUUCAGAGUAGAAUUGGCCUGCAAAUCUGGGGUGUUUAUUCCUUUUACAAGUCUAUCAUAAUUGUUCUACAUUUAAUUUUCCUUUCUUGCUUAAAAGUAAACAAGGAGAGUCAGGAGUGGUGGCUCAUGCCUGUAAUCCCAGCACUCUGGGAGGCCGAGGCGGAUGGAUCACCUGAGGUCAGGAGUUGGAGACCAGCCUGGCCAACACGGUGAAACCCCGUCUCUACUAAAAAUACAAAAAUUAGUCAGGCACAGUAGUGCGCGCCUGUAGUCCCAGCUACCCGGGAGGCUGAGGCCGAAGAAUUGCUUGAACCCGGGAGGCAGAGGUUGUAGUGAGCCGACAUCAUGUCACUGCACUCCAGCCUGGGAGACAUAGCGAGAUUCCGUCUCAAAUAAAAUAAAAUAAAUAAAUAAAUAAACAAGGAGAAAGAUUAGUUUUUAGUAAUAACAUUGUGUCCAAUUUCCAUGUUUUAAAACAAAAAUUGAGGCAUUAUAUGUCACAACUGAAAUGGAAAAGUUGUGUUUAAAAAUUAUGGACAAGGCCGGGCACGGUGGCUCACGCCUGGAAUCCCAGCACUUUGGGAGGCUCAGGCAGGAGGAUCACUUGAGGUCGGGAGUUUGAGACCAGUCUGACCAACGUGGUGAAACCCUGUCUCUACUAAAAAUACAAAAAUUAGCUGGUGUGGUGGCAGGUGCCUGUAAUCCCAGCUACUCAGGAGGCUGAGGCAGGAGAAUCGCUUGAACCUGGGAGGCAGAGGUUGCAGUGAGCCGAGAUCACACCUCUGCACUCCAGCCUAGGUGACACAGCAAGACCCCAUCUCAAAAAAAAAUAAUAAUAAAAACAUAAAAAUUAUGGACAAGAAAAAACACUAUUCUGGAAGCUUUGUUUUGGCAACAAAUUAUAUGACCUGACCUUUCAUAAGUCAUUUAAACUUUAGGGCUAGGCCAGGUGCUAUGGCGCAUGCCUAUAAUCCCAGCAUUUAGGGAAGUAGAAGCAGGAGGAUAGCUUGAGGCCAAGAAUUCCAGACCAGCCCAGGCAAUAUAGCGAGACCCCCGUCUCCACAAAAAUAAAAAAUAAAAUAAAAAUAAAUAAAUACAUAAACUUUAGGUCCUCUGUUUAUUCUGUCAAAUGAAAGUGUUAGGCCAAGGUCGCAUUAUCUCUUUGGAAACUACAUCGAGAACAGAAUUCCCAUGGAACGAACUCUUAAUAGUUCACUGGUAGUCCCCCUUUUCUGAAUAUUCUUCCCAACAUGACACUUUAUAACAAAAAUUUAACUGCAAAACUCUUUUUUUUUCACCAACAGCCAGAUUUUGAUGAGAAAAUGGCCAUAUUUAUUUACUCCAAAUAUAUAUUAUGUCUGUGAUAAUUUGCCUAAACUGUUUAAGGAAUAUUAACAAGUAUGAUACUGCAUCGUGGUAUGUAGCAAAAAGAUAGGUAAUCUGACAUACAUGGAUGCAAGCAGCAUGGCUGUGAACCUGGAUAUAUUUAGAAAUGAUCUUCAGUGGAGUCCUUGAUGUGACAUUUUCCACUAAAACAUUCUUCUAACUCUGGUAUAUCUUAGUGUUUCGAACUAUAAUUUCCGUCUUCAAGCCAAGACAGCAGCUCUACAUCCUUACCUAGGUAAUUCAGGCAUGCGCCAGUAUUUUGGAGGGGUCCAAAUUAGAGUUAGUUAUGAUGGUAUAGAUCUUUAAAGUAUAGUCUAACCAAGCUUGCUCUGGUCUUUUGUGACAUCAAGGCUUCUCAGUCUGUAUUCACAUAAAGUUGAAACAACUAAUCAAUUCAGUGAAAAAAAAUCAGCAGAUUUCACUCAUACACUGGUGAUAUAUACCACUGGUAUUGGGUACAAUGUAAGGAGAGAGGAUUACCCAUCUCUUCAGUUACUUGUAAAAUAUGAUUUUAAAAAAAUAAAUCAAUACAUUUUGGAAAAAUUAUAUGACUUUGUGCUUAUAUUUAUGCAACAAUAUGCUAGCUUAUAACAGGGUUUUACUGUGUUAUUUUGAUAGUUGUUUAAAUUUUACAUUUAAACUAUUUGUAUUUUGGCAUCCCAAAACAUAAUAAAACACUGCAAAAAGUUACCUCUGUAAUAUAAGAUUUUGUAUAAAUUUUAUAAAUUUGUGUCAUAGGGUAAUUUUGUCCAAUAAAAUGUCAAUGAGAUAAAAA